AUGAGCGCGAAGAAGCUUGCGCGGCGGGAAAACAGCGUGGAAACCCCAGGAUGACACGGUCGGAGUAUGGACGAACGGGGUUGCCUGGGACUGGCGUUUCCGAGGCGGGCUGAUGACAGAAAUAGUUAUCAAAGUGGUCAAUAAUUUCAUAGCAAAUGCCUUGCAAUGCUUUCUGAUACCCACAUAUAAAGAAACUUGAAGAAUGCGCUUCAUCUUCACCUUGUUUGCUUUUGCCUGCUUCACAUUAAGCGCAAGAUGCCAGAGUCCUCCUUCGCCACCAAGCGCUCCACCACCCCAGCCGUCUCCUCCUGCGCCGGACCUUGUCGAGCAAGUCGACUUGCACCAUCUCUGUGCAAAAGAUGAUGAGGACAUGCGGCCGCUAUAUGAACAGAAUCUCUAUCAGGACCUCUUUUACUGGCAGGCCCGCCUCAACGGCUCUAAACUGAACCGGACGCAUCUGCUUGAUUUGUUUGAUAGCAUGGCUGGAAAGUUUGGUCGAGAAGGCGACCGUGGCGUGUCACGCUAUAUCAGCUCCGAGCACAACGUAGUGCUCAUCAAGGACAACAAGUGGUACACGCCCUUCCGGCCAUUCGAGUACGACACCAACUGCACGGCGCAGGAAACUUGGUGUGAUGGCAGGAUGAUGUUUUCGCAGUGGGCCUUUGAGCGUUGGACAAAGGAGGGGAUGACGUUCCCCGAUACGUUAUUCUUCCACGACAUUGGAGAUGCAGGGGCGUGCUUUGGCUUCGGCGCCUGCACAGCUCCGGUCAUCACAUACUUCCGUCAGCGCCUGGAAAUGGGUUGGCCGCAUCAAAUGAACCCGGACAACGGUGACUACACCCUGCUAAUGCCGAACCUGUACACCGACCUUGACCGAGACGCCAUCAAUGGGCAAUGGAAGCCAUACACAUUUUAUACAUAUCCCUGGGAAAAGAAAAAGAACAAGGCGUUCUUCCGCGGCUCUGGCUACUGCAACAUGUGGCACCGCAACAAGGUCGUGAAAUGCCCGCGCUGGCACCUGACAAACGAGUCUUACUACAACGGCCAUGGGGACCUGCUGGAUGUCCGCAUCAACGGCUGGGAUGAGAGCGGUGUGGGCCGCAAGUGCCCGCCGUACGACCCGGUGCCGCUGCGCGAGAUGCCCCGCUACAAGUACCUUCUUGCGCUGGACGGCGUGUCCGCCUCCAACCGCUUCGCCAAGCUGCUGGGCAUGAACAGCGUGGUGCUCAAGGAGGACUCGCCCUACCUGGCCUGGUUCUACCGCAGCGUCAGGCAGUACGAGCACUACCUCCCCAUCCUGGAACGCCACCCGCUGGAUGUGCUGGACGUCAUGGGCACCUACGGCUCCCCGCAGCGCGACAACGAGCUGAAGCGCAUCGUGCAAAACGCCAACAACUUUGCCGCCAAGUACAUGUGCGACCGGGCCAUUGCGCUCUACUUCCGCAAGGUGCUGAACGAGUACAAGAAGCUGUUUGAUGACAUGGACGGCUUCAUUCAGGGCUACAUCUGGCCGCUGGUGCAGGCCAAGCAGAAGACGCACGUGGACUUCCGCCAGCACCUGGGCCGCCUGCGCCGGCAGGUUGCGGAGGACGAAGCGGCGGCGGCAGCAGCAGCAAAAGUGGCGAGCAGUUAGCGGGGAAGACGCAUACAGCAAGGAGAUGCAUACACGAACACCACGUACCCCCACCCCACCGCAUCAAAAGAAUACAGGUACCGGAAGGCAAAUAGGACGUUUGGCGAGCCGUAGAAAUGUUGGCUUCCUGCAAUGCGACACUCGUGCGUGAACAGAUGUUUGGGUAAGGGGCUGUGGCAGAUCAGCUCAUGUUAGAGACGGCAACAAGCCCUUUGGACUCAAUAUGCUGGCCUUGCAAGCCAGUCGGACACGGCUGUGAGGACGCUGGUUGGGCUGUGAGGCUGGAAAGGUGUGCGUCACUGGACGUUCAUCCUUAUCACCUGCAUGGGACACGUGGCACCCACUGUGGUUCGUGCGUGGUUCUACCGCAGCUACUCCUCAUGUGGACAAUCCUUAUUGAGUAUGACAGGCGGACCCUUCAAGGGUUCACGGGUCACUCCCCUGACCAUCACACCUGGCGAGAUGCUAGCCUCAUGUCGUUGUGAGAAGUGUUCGCAUAGCAGGUUCAAUCUCAAUUUAGCGUCGGGACUAACAGGUGAUGCACACAGUGGGGGUGGGGGUAGAAAGCUCAAGUUCUUACCCCAUGCUCAAGAUUACAGAGCUUUAGGAGAGCAUUACGCACGUAUUAUAAUUUUUUAAGGGGGUGUCUGGUGAGGAAGUUCUGGGCCGCCAAAGUUGGGGGGUCGGUCCUCACGUCCCUGGGGGUCGGCCGGGUUUCGGGAGCCCAUCCUGGCGGAUUCCGGGAAGCGCCCCACAAUUUGACGAGUGUUGCGGAACUAAUGCGUACGUAGACCAGAGCGGAAGGCGGAGUGGGCUUGCAGGCGGCACGAGAGUAGGCAGUCAGUAGCGCAAGUUGCGAAUUCACAUGUUACCUCGUAACCGACGGUAAACGCUGUGGACGGUCGCGCCUAUGGCUGGCUGACGGAAGGUGGCUGCUGUAUUGGGAUGGCUGGGCUGGACGACGCCGGCCGGGCUGGCGUUGCUUGGGACUACCAAAAAGGAUGCGCCCGAAACCAACCUGGAGAACACCAGCGCCACCGGUGCCCAGCACGACAUGUAAGGGAGGGAGGGAGGGACAGGAGGCGUGAUGCACUGCAGCGUAGAAGCUAUGGCGCUAGGCGCGAGGCAAGCAACGUCAACCCCAAAGCAACCGCGAGGACAUGGUGCGCAAGCCGGGCUGCGGGCUGUGGCUGUUAUGGCUGUGCGCUGCGCGGGGUGACUGACGAAGAACAAGCUAAGUACGGGGACGUGAUGGAUGCGGUUAAAUGAGCAAGGGCGCCGGGCGGCCGAGGAAGUAACGACAGCGCGAUUGCUGCAUGGCUCAUCCCGGUCGCACUGCGGUCGGCAUGGGCGCGUGCGGUGCAUGCCGUGCGACACCAGGAAGCCACAAGCAGCAAACACAAACGAAGCAGAACUAGGGGCCAAACGCAGCACCACGAGGCUCAUAUGUCGGGGUUGGUGGAGUCAAGUUGGGCCCUGACAGCAUGUGAUGGCUCGGCGUCUUCGGGUGCUGGGACUGUCCCCUCUGUAACAUCCGCAUUCA
Messenger RNA from Chlamydomonas reinhardtii, 3176 nucleotides. RefSeq lists its product as uncharacterized. The transcript has 13 exons. NCBI's taxonomy places the organism in Eukaryota, Viridiplantae, Chlorophyta, Chlorophyceae, Chlamydomonadales, Chlamydomonadaceae. Bases 371 to 1633 code for a protein of 420 amino acids. The record is from RefSeq and is a predicted model, not a curated record.